Molecule: messenger RNA, 1328 nt
Organism: Acromyrmex echinatior (Panamanian leafcutter ant)
Lineage: Eukaryota; Metazoa; Arthropoda; Insecta; Hymenoptera; Formicidae
Gene: Uqcc1
Product: Ubiquinol-cytochrome c reductase complex assembly factor 1
Biological process (GO): mitochondrial respiratory chain complex III assembly
Cellular component (GO): mitochondrion
Source: RefSeq, a predicted model, not a curated record
CUCUCCGGCAGCUGGUCGAGGGCAAGGUCGCACCCGAUCCGAUUCUUCUCCGUCUCCCUCCCCCCUCUCUCUCUCUCUCCUUCUCUUUCUGCUGGAGCACAGAGUUAAACACCAAGGGCGAGAUAGAAGCACCGGCGUUCCGACGACGACGACGGCCCGUCGCGCUCGUCAGGGAUCCACGGCCGCGUCUCCGCCGCACGUCAUUCGUAACAGCGUCGCACUGGGGACACCGUUCCGCCGGAACAAUCGCGAGAAAAGAAGCUGCUUACUCGGCGUCGUUUGCCGCGCAUCUGCCGAGUGCUGUGACUGCUGUUGACUGCUGUGGCUGUGAGAGUCGUGAGAGAGCUCAGAGCGGGCGGUUGAGGCUGGUUGAGGCGGUUCGGUUUGGACGGAACGCGGGCGACGAGAGACGCGACCAAUCGCAGACCACCUGCGCUGCUUACCGCCAGUUCCAGGUUCCCAGUACCGCCGCGCCGCCUGCGCAAUGUGCAUCAGCGCUGAUCAGCAGCGCGGUCUCACCGAGUCACAAUGCGUUAUUACUGAACCAAAAGGUAACACAUAUAUAUAGGGAUCUUGGUAUCAUCAGGCUGUUAUCUGCAAUUUCGAAGCCAUCAAUGUCUAGAGAUGUCCACACAGUAUCUGAGCACCGUAGGUCUACGGAAACUUUACAACCAAAGACAGGAGGAUUUUUUACAAGAAUAUUGAAAAAAAUCGGUAUUCUAGACGUCCAGAAAUAUAGAAAUAUGGAUAUAGGUUAUGAGAUAUACGAACAUGUAAUUGGUCAAGUAGAUUACCCUUUCUUCUUUAAACAUUUUAACAUGCCAGAUACGUUCUUCGCUUGGUUUCUGGUGACAGAGCUUCAUGUCUGGAUGAUAAUGAUUCGUUACAUGGCAAACGAGAAGGAUGGAAAAGCUAUCAGGAAUUUUGCAGUAGCAGCAAUGUGGCAGGACACACAAGCCAGGAUAGAAAAUCUCGGUCUAAUCAAAACCAAACUCAAAAAUAAACAAUUACAAGAAAUAUCACAUCAAUUCAAUGCUGCUAUAAUAGGUUACGACGAGGGCAUACAAUCUGAUGACAAAGUAUUAGCAGGAGCAUUAUGGAGAAGAUUCUUUCAGUUGGAAUGCAAUAAUCCGGAACACAUUGAAACACUUCUAAUUUAUGUUAGGAAACAGAUUUGUUUGUUUGACAGUUUACCAAAUGAUGAAAUUUUAAGAAAACCUAUUUUACAAUUAAUAGACAUAAAAAGUUUAUGUAAGCAUCAAUAUAUUUUCUCUAAAUUAAAAUGCUUUUCACUUAAAACAUUUUACAUUAAUAAUCCAUCAGGUUAA